AUGGCGCAAGAAAAAACGAUUAAGAAAGGAUUCUUGAGGAAGUACAUUUGGGAAGGCCAAUACCUGGAUGAAAGUAGAACAUCUCCCGAGUUGUCCCAAGAUGCAGAUUUUCUUGAUAUAGCCCUUACCAAAUAUCGAAAGUAUGUUGCGCUUUUGAUUCCAGUCGUGGUGAUGCAGACAUUUUGGUGGCUGACUGCAAUUCGACAUGAUUGGCUUUCCCUAUAUCUCACUCAUUGGCAACUGCCCGUCGUGAUGAUCUUGGGGGCUAUGGUUGCUGGAAUGACAUCCGAAGGAGGUGGUGCAGUGGCAUUUCCUGUCAUGACAAUCGGGUUGAAGAUUGCACCCCAUGUUGCCAGAGACUUUUCUUUGAUCAUACAAUCUAUAGGGAUGAGUUGUGCAUUAUUUGUUAUCAUCUUCAUGAAUGUGCAGAUCGAAAGAAGAGCUGUAAUUUUUGGUACGAUUGGCUCGGUACCUGGAUUCGUCUUCGGAUCUGUGGCGAUAGACUCCUACCUCACACCACCUCAAAAGAAAAUGCUGUUUGUCUCUAUAUGGUCAUCGUUCGCUAUCGCAUUGUGGAUGUUGAACGGUCGCUUACAUCGGAAGACAUAUUUGACAAUUCCUGCAUUCACAACAUGGAAAGCAUUGGUGCUGAUAUGCACAGGCUUUGUCGGAGGCAUUUUCACUGCCUUCACCGGGUCUGGAGUUGACAUCUGCAUUUUCUCAAUAAUCACACUUUUGUUUCGAGUUACUGAAAAAACGGCUACACCCACUACUGUGGUUCUCAUGGGUCUCAACUCCGUUAUCGGUGUUUACUAUCGUUCAGUAUGGGUAGGAGACAUCUCACCCUUAGCACUUAAUUAUAUUAAGUGCUCCGUGCCAGUAGCAGUGACAUUAGCUCCAUUGGGUAGCUUUUUAGGAUCUCACUUCCAUCGUAAGGUGCUAGCGACUUUCAUUUACAUACUGGAAACUCUAGCUGUGAUAGGUUUUCUUUUCACGAGACCUCCACCACAAUUAGUGCUAAUAGGAGCUUGCAUAAUUGCUGUUGGAUUUGUUUUCUUCACUCUCAUAACUAAAGCAGGAGCAAAAAUAAUGGAAGGAGUUGAGGAAUCGAGAAAAAAUGUCACUGACAAGGAUGUGAUGCUAGGAGUACAAGAAGUAUAA
This is a messenger RNA of Cylicocyclus nassatus, 1161 nucleotides long. The record is from the annotation of a GenBank genome assembly. NCBI's taxonomy places the organism in Eukaryota, Metazoa, Nematoda, Chromadorea, Rhabditida, Strongylidae.